AUGAUGACAACGUCUAUGGUUAAUCUUGUACAAACAAAACAUAAUGAUAGUACAGAUGAAUUAACAAAAAUGCUUGAAUCUUUACCAUCUUAUGAAAAUUCACAAGAUAAUCAAGAUGAAUCAGCAAUUUUUGAAGAUGAUAUUGAACCAUCCACUGGUCUAAUUAAUUUAAUACGAAGAAACUCGAUGCAGUUAUCGUCAUCAGAAACAACAAAUGAUUUAUCAAAUACUAUAGUAGCUGAUGAUUCAACAAGUUAUUAUUCCGUUGAUGAUGAUACAACAGCAAGUGGAACAAAUUCAACACCUAUUGUAGCAAGUACAAAUGUCGAAGAAGAAAUUCAUCCUGAUGAUGAUGAUGAUGAUGAUGCACAUAUGAGUUUAUUAAGAAAUAAAUUAAAACAUCUUUUUAUUUUAAGUGAAAAUGGUAAACCUGUUUUUACGAGAUAUGGUAAUGAAGAACAUUUUGUAACUUUAAUGAGUGUUAUGCAAACACUCGUUUCACUUGCUGAAUUAACUGAUUCAAGUCAAUUAAAUUAUAUAAAAGCUGGUCGUUGUCGUAUAGCAUUUUUACACAAAGAACCUUUAAUAUUUGUCUUAAUCUCUCAUACAAAUGAACAUCCACUAUGUUUAACUCAACAAUUAACAUAUGCAUAUCAUCAAAUAAUAAGUACAUUAACAUUAAGUCGUAUUAAACAAAAAUUUUUAGUUCAACCAAGUUUUGAUUUACGUCGUUGGUUAUCAAAUGCAGAAAACAAACUUUUACACAAUAUAAUUGAUAUGUAUGAACAUGAUUUAGGAAUGAUUAUGACUUGUGCUAGAUGUUUAAUAUUACCACCGAGUAUACGAAAUCAGAUCGGACAAGUAGUUGCACAAACAAUCCGUGGUCAAAGAGAUAUGAUAUUUGCUAUAAUUCUCGCUCAUAAUCAACUUGUAUCAAUAGCCCGUUUAAAAAAUUAUCAUUUACAUCCAUCUGAUCUUUAUUUACUUAUUAAUCUUGUUAAUAGUACGGAUGCAUUCAAAGGUGUAGAAUCUUGGGUACCUGUUUGUUUACCAAGAUUUGAUUCAGGCGGUUGUCUUCAUGCACAUAUAUCAUAUUUAGAUGAAAGUUGUGAUAUAUGUCUUGUUUUAAUGACUGUUAAUCCUGAACAUUUUCAAAUAUUAUCAGAUUUUAAACAACGUAUAGGAGAGAAAUUAAAAAAAGCUAAUGCAAUGGCACAAAUAAAAAUUGCAUUAGGAAAAGAACGUCUUCUAUCUGAUGAAAUAGCUUGUAAUGAAUUAAGAUAUUUUGCAUAUAAAUCACGUGGUUUAAGUCAAUAUACAUCAUCAAAAUUAUUAGCACCUUAUACAACAAAUGAACAACAUGUUAGAUUAUUUGAAUUAAUACGUUAUGUAUAUGGACGUUUACAUGAUCCAAAUCAUCAAUUAAAAAUUGUCUAUUAUACUGGAGAACAUGAAGCAUUACUUGGAUGGUUAGCACCAGGUUUUGAAAUGCAUGCAGUAUUUUCACCAUUGGUUACAUUAGAAACAGUUACAUUAUGUAUUGAUCGUAUAUUAACUUAUAUUAAACGUGAAGAAAAUCAAUUAUUCAUAAUGAGAUGCGAAUAUUUUUAA
Molecule: messenger RNA, 1611 nt
Organism: Rotaria sp. Silwood2
Lineage: Eukaryota; Metazoa; Rotifera; Eurotatoria; Philodinida; Philodinidae
Source: the annotation of a GenBank genome assembly